This is a messenger RNA of Acanthosepion pharaonis, 2529 nucleotides long. The record is from the annotation of a GenBank genome assembly. NCBI's taxonomy places the organism in Eukaryota, Metazoa, Mollusca, Cephalopoda, Sepiida, Sepiidae.
AUGUCUUUCUACUUUCUUUCUAUUCCUCCAAAAUCUAAUCAAAAUAUUUUUAUUUCCUUUUCAUUAUCUCUCUGCUUUGAGAACCCCAGAUCCUCAGCAUCCGAGGACACUCCACAAUAUCGCAGAAUCUCCCUCAUUAUCCCCGAACCCUCCUCAGUAUCCCAGAAAUUUACUCAGUAUUCCAGAACAUUUCUCAGACUCCAGAACCAUAGUCAGUAUCCGAGAACUCUCUUCAGUAUCCUAGAAAUCCCCUCAGUAUCCCAGAACCCUCCUCAGUAUCCCAGAACCCUCCUCAGUAUCCCAGAACCCUCCUCAGUAUCCCAGAAUCUUUCUCGGUAUCCCAGAACCCUCCUCAGUAUCCCAGAAUCUUUCUCGGUAUCCCAGAACCUUUCUCAAUAUCCCAGAACCAACAUAAGUAUCCCAGAACCCUCUACAGUCUCCCAGAUCCUUUCUAGGUAUCCCAAUACCUUUCUCAGUAUUCUAGGACCAUCGUCCGUAUCCCAGAGUCUUUCUCAGAAUCCAAGGACCUUUCUCAUCAUCCUAAAACCAUCGCCAAUAUCCCAGAUCUCUCCUCAGUAUCCCAGAAUUUUCCUUGGUAUCUCAAAACGAUCGUCAGUAUCCCAGUACCUUCCUCAGUAUCACAGAAAAUUCCUCGGUAUCCCAAAACCUUUCUCACUAUCCCAGGACCUUUCCCAAACCCUCCUCAGUAUCCUAGAAUAUUCCUCCGUAUCCCGGAACAUUUUUUCCGUAUCCCAGAACAAUCGUCACUACCCCAGAGCCCUCCUAGUCCUUCUUUCUUUCUUUCUUUCUUUCUUUCUUUCUUUCUUUCUAUUAGCAUUUUACAAUUCUGCCUUUCUUUCUCUGGAAUUCAUUUUCUUUCCUUUCUCUUUCCUUUCUUUUCUUUCUUUUCUUUCUUUCUGUCUUUCUUUCUUUUUUUUUUCUGUCUUUCUAUUAUAUUUUACAAUUCUGCCUUUCUUUCUCUGGAAUUCGUCUUCUUUCCUUUCUCUCAUUUCUUUCUUUUUUCUUCUUUCUUUCUUUCUUUCUGUCUGUCUUUCUUUCUUUCUUUCUGUCUUUCUAUUAGUAUUUUACAAUUCUGCCUUUCUUGAAUUCGUCUUCUUUUUUUCUUUCUUUUUCUGUUUUCUUUCUUUUCUUUCUUUCUUUCUGUCUUUCUUUUUCUUUCUUUCUUUUUCUGUCUUUCUAUUAGUAUUUUACAAUUCUGCCUUUCCUUCUCUUGAAUUCGUCUUCUUUUUUUUCUUUCUUUUCUUUCUUUCUUUCUUUUCUUUCUUUCUUUCUUUUUUCUGUCUUUCUAUUAGUAUUUUACAAUUCUGUCCUUUUUUUCUCUGGAAUUCGUCUUCUUUCCUUUUCUCUCUCAUUUUCUUUCUUUUUCUUUCUUUCUUUUCUUUCUUUCUGUCUGUCUUUCUUUUCUUUCUUUUUCUGUCUUUCUAUUAUAUUUUACAAUUCUGCCUUUCUUUCUCUGGAAUUCGUCUUCUUUCCUUUCUCUCUCAUUUCUUUCUUUCUUUCUUUCUUUCUUUCUUUCUGUCUGUCUUUCUUUCUUUCUUUCUGUCUUUCUAUUAUAUUUUACAAUUCUGCCUUUCUUUCUCUGGAAUUCGUCUUCUUUUCUUUCUCUCUCUUUUCUUUCUUUCUUUUCUUUUCUUUCUUUCUUAUUUUACAAUUCUGCCUUUCCUUCUCUUUGAAUUCGUCUUCUUUUCUUUUUCUUUCUUUCUUUCUUUCUGUCUUUCUUUCUUUCUUUUCUUUCUUGUCUUUUCUAUUAGUAUUUUACAAUUCUGCCUUUCUUUCUCUGAAUUUCGUCUUCUUUUCCUUUCUCUCUCAUUUCUUUCUUUCUUUCUUUCUUUCUUUUUCUUUUUUCUUUCUUUCUAUCCUCUCCUUUCUUCGUUUUGUUUUCCUUCUCCUUCUCUCUCUCUCCUUCUUUCUUUUCAGCUUUUUUUCUUACUUCUACUUUCUCUCCCAUCAAAAAUUCUAUCUCUCCUCCUGCCUCCUCUCGAAAAUCUAAUUUGUUUCUCUCUUUUAUAUUAUGUCAUUUUUCUCACUCCUCCCCUUCACACUCUCUCUUUCUCCUUCGUUUUCUUUCUUGCCUGUAUUUUUUUUUUCUUUUUUGCAACUCCACUCCCCUUUCUUCUGUUUCAUUGUUUCCUCCUCCUCUCCCAUUCGCCCUCUUUCCCACCCUCUCUCUCUUUCCCUUUGUCGUUCUUGCCUCUUCGCUUUUUUCACGUUCAUUCCCUUCCUUCCCUUUCGUUUAUGCCGUCCUUGUUUUUUUCUUUCUUUCUUUUUUCAGUUUUCUUCUUUUUUUUUUUCUUUUCUUUUUUCUUUUCUUUUCCUGCCUCUCCCAUCAAAAAACCCCAUCUUUCCUCCUCCGGCUUCGUUUUUUUUUUUCCCCUCUAUCUCUAUGUACAAAUUGCCUACGGCUUCCUAAUUCUAUCAGCUCUCUGCAUUUUUUUUUUCCCAGAUUCUCAAUACCUCCAUUCCCUGCUCCCAUCUUUGCCUGAUCCCCAGGGCACCCGAAACAGUUAG